GCGGGUGAUGCCCGAGCGCCGCGGUGCAGCGCCGGGCAGCGAGCGAGGGCUCUCGGCGGCCAUCCGCGCCGCCCGCCCCCGCCUCCUCUUCCACGUCUCGGCGGCAGGUCUGAGCACUUUGGAUGUCCCAACAAACAGCCCUCAUCUUCCCCCUGGUCUCUCUGCUUGGAACUUGACCUGGGUCAUGAGAGAUACAUCUCCUUUCUUCUCCCAUAGAGGACGACACAUAUUUGACUGCAAUUUUGAAUCUCCUUGUGAGCUGGAAUAUUCCCUUUCCUCAAAAGAUCAGGAAGCCCCCAGCAAAGCCUGGCUCAGAGUGAGUGCAGAGGAUAUGUCACAGCUAAACAUCCCGGAUGUGCCGGAGAGAGAUCACUCUGAGAAUACACCAAAAGGUUCAUUCCUGUUCCUCAAUGAAUCCAAGAGUCCAAGCCCUGUCAUCCUGAGCCCUUGGCUGAGAAGCAGCAACAACCAGUGCAUAGUUCAAGUGGCUGUUUAUAAAUUUUUCCAGCAAAAUGGAGAAUAUAUUGCUCGGGUCCUUCCCAUUGAUGAAAGCAGCAGUGAAAUCUUGUCAGCGCAGAAUCUAGAGAAACAUGGAUGGGUACUGCUUCAAAGGAGAGUUGGACAUCUAGAGAAACCUUUCCGGAUCUCACUGGAGUAUGUUGCUCAUGGGAACAAGAGCAUAGCGGCUGUGGAUUCCUUUGCCAUAAAGAACUGCAGUACUGGAUCUGCUUCUGUCUCAAAAAUGGCUUUGGAGGGUUCUUUCAUCUGCUGGAAUGGUACAUCGAUCAGGCUGGGCCAGGCAUGUGACUUCAUCAGAGACUGCCUUGAGGGAGAAGAUGAGGGAGAUAUGUGCAAAAAACUUCCCCCUGGCUUUUACUGUUCAUUUGAAGAAGGGGACUGUGGCUGGAUGCACAGCUCAUCAGCGUCCCACGCGUCUCCAUGGCGAAUUGGAAGUCCAGACUACAAUCGUUUUCCUUCAGUAGAAGGUUGUGGGCUGAUCUUUGACACCAGCAAAGCACCAGCAGCAGCAAGCACUGCAGUGACCAGCACUGCAUUUCCAGCUCCUUUGAGGAACUCCCCCUGUGAGCUACGAAUGUCAUGGCUCAUCCAUGGUGUCUUGCUGGGAAAUAUAUCCUUGGUGCUGGCUGAGAACAAGACAGGGAAGGAGCAGAGCAGGACAUUAUGGCAUUCAGCUAACAGCAAAGGUUUGGGAAUAUGGCAGUGGUUGAUCUUACCUCUCCCAGAUAUACUGGAUAGGUUUUGGUUUCAGAUCAUCGCUUCAUGGGAAGAAGGAUCUGAUGCCAUUAUUGCUUUUGACAAUGUCUCCCUUAGUCUGGACUGUUAUUUAACAAUCAGUGGAGAGAAGAUACCUCGAAGUACUACCCCAGACUCAAGCAAUUUGCUUACCAGUAGAGGUGGCAAGAAUAAGUCUGGAUGGGAACAAAAGCUUCUGGGAAACCUCCAGCUCAGCACUGCCCCCAUUUCUGGUCCAGCAGAUCACUGGCUAUUCACAACAUGUGGUGCCAGUGGACCCUAUGGCCCCACACAGAGCCAAUGUAAUAAUGCCUACAGGAACUCCAACCUCAGUGUGGUCGUAGGAGCUGAAGGGAUUCUCCAAGGCAUUCAGAUCUGGAGAGUACCAGCAACCAACACAUACAGCAUCUCAGGCUAUGGAGCAGCUGGUGGGAAAGGAGGGAAGAACACUAUGGUGAGGUCCCACGGCGUGUCUGUACUGGGAAUUUUUGACCUCCAGAAGGAUGAUACUUUGUAUAUCUUGGUGGGACAGCAAGGAGAAGAUGCUUGUCCUAGUACUAAUGACAUUAUUCAGAAAGUGUGUAUUGGAGAAAACAAUGUGAUCGAAGAAGAGAUACGUGUAAACAGAAGUGUCAAUGAAUGGGCAGGAGGAGGUGGAGGUGGGGGCGGAGCAACUUAUAUAUUUAAGAUGGAGAAUGGAGAACCAGUCCCCUUGAUAAUUGCAGCAGGCGGUGGUGGCAGGGCCUACAGGGCCAAAACAGACACAUUUCAUCCAGAAAGGCUGGAGAAUGAUUCCUCUGUUCCAGGGCUGAAUGGAAAUUCAGGAGCUGCAGGUGGUGGAGGUGGCUGGAAUGAUAACACUUCCUUCCUGUGGUCAGGAAAAUCCUUGCUAGAAGGUGGAAAUGCUGCAGAGGACAAUGACCCAGAGAUGGAUGGGGAGGAUGGUGUGUCCUUUAUUAAUCCAAUUGGUACUUUAUACACUCCAGCACUUAAAGUGACAGAGGGGCAUGGAGAGGUUGAUAUUAGGCUGCACCUUAACUGCAGUCACUGUGAGAUGGACGAGUGCCGUGUUGAUCCUGAGACUCAAAAAGUCAUUUGCUUUUGUGAGCCGGGCACAGAAUUGGCUGAGGACGGUGUGUCUUGUGUAGCUGAACCAGUGGUUCAUCUCCCUCUCUCCUUGGUCUUGUCUGUAGUGACUUCAGCAUUGGUUGCUGCCUUAAUUUUGGCUUUUUCAGGAAUCAUGAUAGUGUAUCGUCGGAAGCACCAGGAACUACAAGCCAUGCAGAUGGAGUUACAGAGCCCAGAAUAUAAACUAAGCAAACUGCGUACCUCCACUAUUAUGACAGACUAUAAUCCCAACUACUGCUUUGCAGGAAAGACCACAUCCAUUAGCGACCUCAAAGAGGUGCCUCGCAAAAACAUCUCCCUCAUCCGGGGUUUGGGCCACGGAGCCUUUGGUGAGGUAUAUGAAGGUCAGGUGGCAGGGAUCCCCAGCGACCCCACUCCCUUGCAGGUGGCUGUGAAAACAUUGCCAGAAGUGUGUUCGGAGCAAGAUGAGCUGGACUUCCUCAUGGAAGCUCUCAUUAUUAGCAAGUUCAAUCAUCAGAAUAUUGUGCGCUGUAUUGGAGUGAGCUUGCAGGCACUGCCCCGUUUCAUCCUGCUAGAGCUUAUGGCUGGAGGUGACCUGAAAUCGUUCCUGAGAGAGACACGGCCUAGACCGAAUCAGCCUUCCUCCCUCUCCAUGCUGGACUUGCUCCAUGUGGCUCAUGACAUUGCUUGUGGGUGUCAGUACCUGGAGGAGAACCACUUCAUUCACAGGGAUAUUGCUGCCAGGAACUGCCUCCUUACCUGUCGAGGGCCUGGAAGAGUGGCUAAAAUCGGAGACUUUGGCAUGGCCCGGGAUAUAUACAGAGCCAGCUACUAUCGAAAGGGUGGGUGUGCAAUGUUGCCUGUCAAAUGGAUGCCUCCCGAGGCCUUCAUGGAAGGGAUAUUUACAUCAAAAACAGACACAUGGUCCUUUGGUGUACUGCUCUGGGAGAUAUUCUCUUUGGGAUACAUGCCCUACCCUAGCAAAAGUAACCAAGAGGUUCUGGAAUUUGUAACCAACGGAGGAAGGAUGGAUCCACCUAAAAACUGCCCUGGCCCUGUGUAUCGCAUUAUGACCCAGUGCUGGCAGCACCAGCCUGAAGACAGGCCAAACUUUGCCAUAAUACUGGAGAGGAUCGAGUACUGCACUCAGGAUCCAGAUGUCAUCAACACUGCUUUGCCAGUAGAAUAUGGCCCAUCAGUUGAAGAGGAAGAGAAGGUAGCGAUACACCCAGAAGACCCAGAAGGAAUUCCUCCUCUCUUGGUUUCUGCACACCAAGACAGAAAAGAUGACAAGCAAACUCUGCCAUCUCCACCACCCCUGCCAUCAGCCAUCACUGCUGGAAAAGCUCUAGGGAAAGUGGGAGCCUUGGAACCGCCAGUCCCUGGGAAGGUGCAGUCAGCUUCAGCUGGGGGACAUAUCAACAUGGCCUACACCCAGUCCAACCCCCCUUCUGAGCUACACAAAGGCCGGGGCUCCAGAAACAAGCCCACCAACCUCUGGAAUCCAACCUAUGGUUCCUGGUUUGCGGAGAAGCAGGCCAGCAGAAACAAUCCUCUGCUCGAGAAAGAGACGCCUGAGAGGGAGAAUUUGGGACAUGAAGGAAACUGUACUGUGGGGCCCAACAUUGUGACUGGCAGGCUACCAGGCUCCUCCCUGCUAUUAGAGCCAUCUUCCCUAACAGCAAGUGUUAAAGAAGUGCCUCUCUUUAGGCUCCGUCACUUCCCCUGUGGGAAUGUCAACUAUGGAUACCAACAGCAGGGCUUACCUUUGGAAGCAUCCACGCCACCUUGUGCUAGCAGUUACGAGGACCCCACCCUUAGAAACAAGAGCCACAUAACCCAGCAUGGGCCUUGAGAGCCCUCUACCCUCUUGACUUUUCCACCUGUGGCCCCAAGCCUUGAGGAGAUGUCCUGUUACCCAGUACACCACAAGCAAGGGAUGUGACAGCAUUACCUUCUAUUUGUGCCAACUUGCUCCAAAAGUGCCACCUUCAAAGUUGUAAUUUCAAAUAACCCGAGAGGCUUCAAAUCACCAGAGCCCCAGUACAGUAAAAGAAACAAGGGGGAGGGUGGGAAGAUAAAGGAAACAAAUGUUAACUGUGAGGCCCAGCUUCCCAUCACAUUAACUCAUACGCAUGGUUGUUGUCAUGCCCUUCCUGUGAGCUUUUCUUAGUUGUGCAUUCUCUGCUUAAGUGUAAAGCCACAGUUCACUGCCUUGAGUGUUUCAUGUCUGGGAUUUUCUGUGCCAAACUUGUUGUUGCUAAGGAAUGCUUGGAGAGCACCUGCAGCUGGCAGAGGUUUUACUGGGUUCGGGUAGAGCAUUCUUCAUCCAAAGUGAAAAAGGAGACAACUUUGGUGACACAAUGGCACAUUCCCAAGUUGUGCUCCAGCUACAGCCUAGUCUUUGAAAGUCCUUGAAUGUAUAGUAGUUAUGGUGCUAUUGGCAGGGCAAUAGAAUGACUGGUCAUACUGAAUUGCUUGAAAGAAACGACAGGAAGCAGAGAGGACGGGUGAGAUGCUGUGAGGCACUGUGGUUUGGUGGGGGCGGUUGUUGGUUUUCUCUGUGUUGUUUUGUUUUUCUCCUGUGCUUAAGCGCUAAAACUGAGUAAAACCCUGUGAAAUUCCUUCUGGCCUACAGAAGUAGGAAUGUCCUUCAUCACAACUUGCGCAUGUCACGUGGAACCGAAGUGAAGCUUUAAAGGACCGUGAUUGUGAGAGAAACUUCAGCUGUGCCCUGAAAAUGGACAGCCAUCUGCAUAUCUCAGGGGUUUAAAGUAGCCUUUCACAGACCAUGUACAAGCAAGAACACCACAAAGGCCGAUGACAUUGUGCCGCAAUCCAGAUGCCAGAUACUGUCUGUAUUUGAAGGGUUUAGAGCCCUUUAACAAAAAACGUGUAUGAUCAUGAUUUAAAAACAAACACUGUAUUGAUUCAUUUGUACACCUUGUGCAUGAAAAAUAUUCCAGUAACUGUAUUGUCAAAACACAGAUGUAGGAAAUGAUUCAUGUGUAAAGAUGUGCAUUAGUAACUUUAACUUACAGGUGCAAGGAGCUGUUUUAGCAUUAAUGAAAAUUAUCUGAAAAGAAGCUGUCUAUUUCUAUAGAAAUGAGUCUUCUGAAGCAUCAUCAAAGGAAUAUGAAGGUGUUCUUCAGGCCAAGACUCUUCAUUUCAGUGAAGUAAUUCCGAAUCUGGCCCUGGCUCCAAAUAUUGAGGUAAGCUUUCUGUCUGCUUAAGCGAACCAACCAGUAUCUGCAUUUACAUACCGUUAACCUUUGAGAUAUGCAGCUGGCAAUCAGAGGGCUUGGUUUGGGACACCACCCUUGUAAAAAAAGUAAUUGAGGGUAAGGGAGGAGCACAGAGAAAAGUAGUGUGCGCUCCCAACCUGCUUUUCUUACAUCUCUAGUAUGCAGAACGAUUAUUUUUUUCUUUGCAGUAAUGCCAAAUUGUGUGUGGUAGUCAGUUAAUGGAGAUGUGCUCUUGUGUUGACAAGCUUGAGUGAGGAGCUGCCAGUGAUCCAUUGCACCGCUGUUGCAUGAGCUUGGUGGUGAUAACUAGGGUUACCCUUUGGGUGUUCUGCUGCUGUAUGUGGGCUGCUUUAGCUUGAACUAAGAAAAUAUUUGUGAUCGGUGAGGUUGCUACGUUUGUAGUUCUAUUCAUGCCACUAGCCAUUGGAGAAGGAUUCUGUCUAGCUUAGGACUGUGUUACUGUCACACUGGCCACUUUUUUCUACCUCAAUAAAGUCAAGGAGGUAGGUUUGUGGAGUCUCAGGAAAGCUGAUUAAUUCAGCAGGUAAGCACUAUCAGAGAAUUUUCUUGCACCACAACAUUAUUCACAUAUAAUAGCAAUUUUCGUUUAAAUAUUCUUGCUUUCGCAUUUUCAAAUGGGUUGCAGCUCCUCAUUGUUUUCUUUAGCUCAUCUUUGCAUAGGAGCACACUGAGUUUUUGCUGUCCUGCCUCUUACGCGUGACUGAGGACAGAAUCUAAACUGUGUACUGACAGGUAGUCUUAAAGAAUACACACAAACAAAAACAUUGAAAGUUAAUGAUCUUUGAGCUGAAAUUACUCUUAUAGCUGAGGCAGCAGCUCUGCUGCUGCACAAAUGCAGAUAACCUACCAGAUUAUGAUGUAGCAUUUCUAAAGAAGCUUAAAAGAACAAGGAACAAAGUGUGAUGCAUGUUUAAGGAGUGAAGAGGAAAAACCAAGGCUUUCUUCAGCCAUGGUGAUAGCAUGUGUACUACGCUGCUGUUUGUGCUGUGCAGUUACAUUAUCAUAAAAGUUUGAACAAAAUAGUCUCAUAGAGUGAACAUUGUAAACGAUGAAGGAGCACAUUACUGCUUCUUACCUAUGCAAUAUGUCAGGAAGAUAACUGGUCAGGCAAAAUGGUGAGUUACUACUGAAAUUCUCCAGCCUGCUGGGAAUGGUUCUUGCACUAGCAGUUGGCUUUAAGCUUCCUUCCAGUGUCUCCAAAGUAAAAUGCUUUUUUGUUUGUUUGUUUUUGUUUAUUGGCUUUGCUUGUUUGUUUUGUUUUUUUUUUGUUGUUGUUGUUGUUUUUUGUUGUUUUUACCCCACACACACUUAUUAACACUUGAAAUGCAGAGGAAUUUAGAAAUCAGUUUCUACUUCUUCUUAAUGUAAAAGAACGUAACAUCUCUGAGCUCAUCCACAGAAAGCAUUUAGUUUUGUAUACCAGUUUGCUGUCUAAGCUCCACGCCCCAGUUUGCACAAACUGCUCCAUAAGUACUGAUGCUGAUCAAAUCGCGAUACUCAGAAACAAAGUUUGGAGAGUUUGCAUGUCCUGUUUCUUACAAUCAAUGACAAAUUAUUUCUGUGAAUUAAUUGCCUGGAUGCAGGCUGCAUCAAUGACAGUUUCCUGGUCACUCUAUGAUUGCAUUAACUUCAAGCAAAUGAAUGUACGUCCUGUUGCUGAAAUCAUUCCAGGAUUUCAGUAUUAAAACACCACUUUAUUUAUAUCAACCACUAGGAUGUUGUAAAGAAAGCUUUCCUUAAUAAUAAACCCAGUUUCCUCUAUUGCUAUGGUAACAACUCUCACUUCACUAUUCAUUGCUGUCCCACGCAAAAUUAUCCGAAGGGCUGCAACAGGAAUUAUCUAACUAUCUAUGAAGUCCUGCUUCAUACAGCAGUACACAUGUGGUAGCUGCAGUUAUCCUGCAGUUAUGCCCUGAGUUGAAGAAUUACCAGCAGGAGUUCAUCCAGAGAGGCAGGAAAAAAUAUGAUUGUCUUUCCCAGAGACAAUACAAGCCAGGCAGAAGUUGGGGAAAAGCUAGCAAAUGAUGUUUUAGAGGUAAUGGACUCUGUCUGCCUGUAAGGAGCUGAGUAAUUUAUUUGUCAUAGUUGUUAGUGAUGAGACAGUAUCUUAACUUCUGUACAAGAUAUCUAACAGAAUUUAUUAUAGCAUUUCUGUUAUAACUGGAAGCAGUCAGUGUCCAUGUCUGUAUUCCACUUUCUACCAGUUUAGCUCUAGCCUGUUUCUUUUAGAUGUAAACCACCAGCAAAAGCAUUUCAUCCAGUCAAUUAUUUGAACUACAAACAUUGAAUCAGUUUUGAAAGCGCCAGUGAGCAGAAUGGGCUUAAGUUACAGACCAAAGAGCACCCCAGCAUGUGUAAAUUCCCAUCUUAAACCCUUCCACACUAGGCUUACAGUAUUGUAGGAGAAACAGUUGAAGUCAUUUAAAAUCUCUUACAACAUUUUGUCUGUUGUUUUUUUGUUAGUACAAUUUAUUGAGACAACAUAAAUCGUAAAAUGUAGAAGCAAGUUCUGUACUUGCUUUUAAACUGAAAAAGUUAAACUUUUUCAUUGUCAAUAUUUAAAUUCCAGUCUUAUGUAUCUUCCUCAUGCUACAGUGGAAAAGCGGGAAGCAGUAUGAUCUACAGGAUAUAAAGAAUGAAUAUAAAAAUUCCGUGCUACCACUCUCAUACUCUGAAAAUGACUUGUUUCCUUGUGGAUGUUAUCUGUUUCCUGUAGAUGUUAGGUAGAUUUUCUGAUUCUGUGCUGAUUUGUAAGCUGCUGAAGGUAAAGUAGGUUAGGAUGCCUGUUUAUCUACUUUUCCAGUUGUGCUUUCAUCUUUGUUUUUACUACUGAACCUUGCUUCUAUAUCACAUGCUUGGAAAUGAAGCAAAGGCGAGAAGUCUGGGUUGUUCUGCUUCCUCAAGGAACAGUGGAAGGAGUGGUGGCAAGAGAGGGGCUUUGCUGUAGCAGGGGAGGGAGGUCAGGUACCACAGACUAAAAGCUCAAAAUCUGCGUUAAUUUGGCUGAGUCACAUCUUUCAGUGGUGUAGUAUCACUGGUCCACUUGCUUCACUUCACUCCCUGUGUGUUUACAAAAGGACAAAGGCUCAGUGUGAGAGUAACUGCAGCACCACUGGGCACAAAUAUUUAGACAGUGCAUGAGGUAAGAGGUCUGAAAUAGAAUAUGAAGGAUUAAAUUUUGCACGUUUGCUCCUCUUACUGAGCCUGUCUUUUUGGGGACAAGAACUUUGACAUAGGAAUAGCAUAAAACAGCCUUUCACAGCUGCAAAGACAUCACAAAGCAUCUGUCCCAAAGUUAAAUCCAUCACAGGAAACUGCCUGAAUUGUCUGCACCUGGCUUCUUCUAGUAACAAAGCUUCAUUAUAGGAAUGUCUCUCUCAUGUACAGUAGUUUAUGCAACACUGUUUAUAAAGGAAGGGCCUAUGCACUUCAGGGAUACUAUGAAGAAAAAUACUACUCUAUGGUCAUUGAGUAUUUUGUAUUGAAUAGUGUAUUUGUAUUGUAAACAAGUGUAGUGAACCAAAAAGGCAUGAAGACAAAUAAAAUGACUGUAAAUGGCUUCUUCUGUGUUGGGUUGUAUAAUGACUGUAUCAACAUCAGGUCAGUUAUAGAAGUAACCAGGUACACCUGUGCAAAAGGAGCAGGUGUGGUGCCAAACAGAGACUGCCAUCUUUCUGGCUAACAGCAGCAUGUUUAAGACUUGGUUGCAUUGUAAAUCUAGUACCCACCAAACUUCUUACAGAGGAGAAAGGUGCUGUUCCAUCUAUUACAAGCACCAAAGGUUGGCUUUCACCCAAAGGAAGAUGGCUAGUAGAAAUAGAGAACAACAUGCACAGUUCAAGAAAGCAGGUGGGUGUUUCCAUCCCUAUAUGUAUAUAGCCUAAGACAGCAUUUUUCUUUGUUUGGAAAUAGACUUUUCAUAGGUCUGAUUAUAAACUGUACUUAAUACAGGGAAGUACCACAGGUAAGUCCUAUGACAGGCAUAGGAAAAGCGAGUUCCUGCCCUGAAAUGCUCCUUUGUUUCCCCUCCCUGUUCCACUCCCACACCUUAGGUAGCUACUUUCUUAAGAAACAUUCCUUAAAAUUAGAACGAACAUUUAUAGAGUUAUUUAUUCUCCUUCACUUGUUUAUCCACGUGCUUAUUAUUCCCUAGCAGGAUAUUACCUUGGUUUAGUUAACAAAACUCCUGAGCAGGUUUUAGGCACACACGUCUCUUCUCCAUUUCCCCACACACACUUCGGGUUCCUUCCUCUCUUAACUGAAAAGGGACCUCUCCUGUGCACUGCGAAGCACACUACAAUAUCCUGUUUACAAAAUUUGUACAUAAGAACAGAAGUGAGAGAAAAGAUGUACAUUCUAUAAGGACCUAAUGAAAUUUCUCUUUACCAUACUAUACUACCCACCAGGGUUUCAUUUUAAUAAUACCAGCAAGAAACAGAUAUUGGACAAAAUAAUGUUCAGUAGAUCACUGCGUUCAGUACAUCUUCAAAUACAAAGCAUUAAUUUUUUACAUUAAAAAUUUACAGCUUUUAUAUUCAAUUUAAAUGUCCAUAAGCUAGAAUACAAUAUGCAGUAUUUUAAAUACAGCCAAGGAAAAAUAGCUACAUUAAUUGUUAAAAUAACAUAAUAGCAGCAGAAUUCUGUCUAAAAAUAGUAUAUUAAGAUGUAAUUAUAGUGUCACUUCUUUCAAGGAGAUAAAAGCAGGCAGAUCAUUUAAGAAUAAAAUGACCGUUCUGGAAUACAAAACCACCCCAAUAAUAUCCAAUAAGAUAGUGAGCAAUUAAAAUACAUUACAUGUUUAAAACAUGGGCAAAAUACUAUCUAUUUUUUAAAAAAGCUGAUAUGCAAAUGUCACCUCACAUUGUGUUACAGUGCUAUACCUAAAAUUAGCCUUAAUUUAGCAUAAGACUCUUACAAUAAACUUAUACUGGAAACUGUUCCAAACAAAACAAAAACAAACAUCAGUAACAAACAAAUAGCUAGUUAAUAGCUUGCUUGAAAACCCUGCGUAUAACCCACACCACUGGCAGGAAUUACUAUGCUGUAUUUAUACAGACUUAAUAUUUAUGCUGCAUCUAUUAUGUAUAGUUCCACUCUGGGUUCAUUUGCACUUAAAAAUUGUGAUACUCAUAGCCUGCAGCACACCAACCAAACAACAAAAAAAUA
This is a messenger RNA of Cygnus olor (mute swan), 10775 nucleotides long. RefSeq names its product ALK receptor tyrosine kinase (gene ALK). NCBI's taxonomy places the organism in Eukaryota, Metazoa, Chordata, Aves, Anseriformes, Anatidae. Gene Ontology annotation, cellular component: membrane; signaling receptor complex. Gene Ontology annotation, biological process: regulation of neuron differentiation; positive regulation of kinase activity; protein phosphorylation. The transcript is spliced from 29 exons. Gene Ontology annotation, molecular function: transmembrane receptor protein tyrosine kinase activity; ATP binding; protein binding. Bases 8 to 4198 code for a protein of 1396 amino acids. The record is from RefSeq and is a predicted model, not a curated record.